AGACUACUGCGUCUGUUUCCCCUCCUCUUUCUUUCCUUUUCCUUUGUUUGUUAACAUAGUUAUGAAAGCAGCAAGCAUGUACAAGCAACUUGGGGUGCGUGGACUCCACGCGCUGGUUCUUCGAUGUGCUGAAGUGCCUUCCUCCGUGAAAGCGGCGGAUGCAGCGGUCCACCAUUGCCUUCACCGCCACCUGCGCCGGUUGUCCUCCUCUUGCGUCUCCACUACGACAGCGCUUGCCUUCGCCACCCUCACGCCGCGGCGCUGCUUUGGCACCAAUGACCCGACGAAGCCCACCGACACCGACGCCCCUUCCAGCACCGCCUCCGCCGAUCUCAGUCAAAAGGACCUCAUUGAACUGAACAAGGAAGCCUCUGAAGCCUUUGAAAAGGGUGAGUUUCUCGUUGCCAUUGAUGCAUGGGAGAAGGUGGAACGGUCCAAGCAACACACACCGAACAGCCCUACGCUCAUGAGCUGCCUCAACAACCUUGCCUGCGCCUACGGCGAGAUCGGCGACAGCGUGCGCAAGUUGAAGCUGCUCGAGCGCUCGCGGGAGCUGGUGAAGGAGGUGUACGGCACCGACCACCCCCAGUACGGCAUGGUGCUCUACAACAUGGCCAGCGCGAAGGAAGAAAUGGGGCUGUACAACGACAUGAAAGCGCUGCUGGAGGAGUCGUUAGCCUUGCAUGAGAAGCGUUUCAACCCCCGCCACGCCAAGGUGGGUCGUGUGCUGCUGCUGCUGGCCGCCGCGCAGGAUCACCUCGGCGAGCACGACGCGCAGGUGAAGACGGCGGAGCGGGCGCACGAAAUUGUGCAGCGGCACUGCGGCCCAGACCAUGUGCAGACCACCCUCGCGAUGAUGACCCUCGGUCGUGCCUACGGCUCCGUGGGGCAGGUGGAGCGGCAGCUACAGCUCGCGCAGGCCGCCUUCAACAUCCAGGAGAAGCGGCUCGGUCCGCGUAACCCGCAGUUGGCCAUGACGCUAAUGGAGCUGGCGGAGGCGCACAAGGCGAACAAGGACUACUACAAUCAGCGGGCGUUGUUGGAGGAGGCGGUGGAGGUGCAGCGCCGCUCCUUUGGGCAGCAGCACACCCACCUCAUCGACACGUACAUCGCUUUGGGGGACGCCUGUGGAUUGUUGGAGGACACGAAGAUGCAGGCGCAGUACUACCUGGAGGCUCUCAAGGUUGCUCGACAGCGCUUCCAGGGCAAGCACAUCGCCGUUGGCAAGGCGGCACUGAAUGCUGCGCGUGCCUAUCUCCUUCAGGGGAAUAUGGAGAAGGCGUCGCAGCUGCUGAGAGAAGCGCGCGCUAUCUUGGAGCGCAACGUCAGCCCCGUUCACCCGCUUUCGAAACAGCUGGAAGAGGCAGCAUCACAGCUCAAAAAAAAGGCGCAGUGA
Molecule: messenger RNA, 1396 nt
Organism: Leptomonas pyrrhocoris
Lineage: Eukaryota; Euglenozoa; Kinetoplastea; Trypanosomatida; Trypanosomatidae
Exons: 1
Coding region: 62-1396 (444 amino acids)
Molecular function (GO): protein binding
Source: RefSeq, a predicted model, not a curated record